This is a messenger RNA of Saccharomycopsis crataegensis, 1509 nucleotides long. Its product is annotated as Ran guanyl-nucleotide exchange factor. The coding region runs from base 1 to 1509 and encodes 502 amino acids. NCBI's taxonomy places the organism in Eukaryota, Fungi, Ascomycota, Saccharomycetes, Ascoideales, Saccharomycopsidaceae. The transcript has a single exon. The record is from RefSeq and is a predicted model, not a curated record.
AUGCCUCCAAAGCGUCCAUCUAGAAAAGCCAAAACUACCUCAAAGGUGGUGAAGCCAUCUAACGUCUCUAAGAAAACGAAGAAAGCUGUUAGCUCGAAAGUUACCAAGCAUGCGGCAGUCAAAGCCGAUGGUCGUCACAGAAAAACCAAGCCAGCAUUGAACCCAACCCCAACUUGUAAGUCCCAACCUUUGGAUAUCUUUGUUUGGGGGACUGGAUCCAUGUGUGAGCUUGGUCUUGGCCCAGCUGCCAAAACAAAGGAAGUCAAGCGUCCUAGAUUGAACCCAUUCUUAUCAAAGGAAAACGUUGGUGUUGUUGAUAUUGCAGUUGGUGGGAUGCAUACUCUUGUGUUAGACAAAAACAAUAAAGUGUGGUCUUGGGGGGCCAAUGACUCAUUUGUCUUGGGUAGAGACACUGCUGGUAAAGAAAAGUUGAAAGAGAUUGCCGAAACUAAAGAUGAUGAAGAUGAUGACGAUGAUGGAGAUUUGAACGAAGCUGAAUCCACUCCAGGCUUAGUGGAAAAUCUCCCAACCGAUGUUGAAAACAACAAGGUCAUUCAAUUGGCAGCCACCGACAACUUGUCAGCGGUCUUAUACGAAAAUGGGGAUGUUUACGCUUGGGGUACUUUUAGAUGUAACGAAGGGUUAUUGGGAUUCUCUGCCGAUACCAAGUUUCAAAAGACCCCAAAGAAAAUGGAGUUGAAAAACAUUGUUCAAUUGGCUCCUGGUAAGGACCAUAUUUUGGCUCUUGACGCUUAUGGUAAAGUUUUUGGCUGGGGUGAUGGCCAACAAUAUCAAUUGGGUAGAAAAGUAAUGGAAAGAACUAGAUUACAAAAUCUUAAGCCUAUGCCAGUCACUUUGAAGAACAUCAAAUAUAUCGCUUCUGGGGACUACCAUGCUUUUGCAAUUGAUCAUAAGGGAGAAGUAUACACCUGGGGUCUUAACCAAUAUGGUCAAUGUGGUAUCAAGGAAGACUUGGUUGAUGGUGACACUGUCACUAAACCUACCAAGGUCACCAGAUUGUCUGAUAAAAACAUUGUUGAAAUUGCCUGUGGGGAACACCACACUUUGGCGUUGAGCAAUGAUGGCUCAUUAUAUGCUUUUGGUAGAUAUGAUCUGUUUGAAGUUGGUAUUGGUAAGGAUGAUUUACCAGAAUACAGUUUCAAAGAUGAUCAUGGGAAAGUUAGAGCUGUUCCAUUCCCUACUUUGUUGACCAAGGUCCCUAAAUUCAGAUCUGUCGCCACGGGAUCCCAUCAUUGUUUGGGUAUAACUGAGGAUGGUGCUGUUUACUCUUGGGGUUAUGGUGAUACCUAUGCUGUUGGACAAGGUCCAGAUGGCGAUGAUAUCGAAGUCCCAACUAGAAUCAAGAACACUGCAACCCAAGACCACGAUAUUUUAGUUAUUGGUUGUGGUGGACAAUUCUCUGUCAGCGGUGGGAUCAAGUUGUCAGAUGAAGAAACUGAGAAAAGAGAAGACAAAAUAGAAGACUUUGAGGAAAAUAGAAAUGCCUAA